Messenger RNA from Rubroshorea leprosula, 2326 nucleotides. Lineage: Eukaryota; Viridiplantae; Streptophyta; Magnoliopsida; Malvales; Dipterocarpaceae. The record is from the annotation of a GenBank genome assembly.
GUUUGGGUUCGUCAAGGGUUCUUUGCGAAACCCAGAACCUAGGUUCUUCGAGGAACCCAGGAACCCAGGAACCUAGAAACUGGGUUGGUUUUGGAUUCAUCAAGGAACCCAGAACCAAGUUCCUAAAAGAACCUAGAUCUGGGUUCCUUGAAGAACCCAGAACCUAGGUUCUUCAUGGAACCUAGGAACCCAAAACGGAGUUCCUCAAGGAGCUGGGUUCCUCAAGGAGCUGGGUUCCUCAAGAAACCUAGCACCGAGUUGGGUUCCGCCACCAAGCACCGAGUUGGGUUCCGCCACCAAGCACCGGGUUGGGUUCCGCGAAGAACCAGGAUGAACAAGAGGAAAACCCAGCAUCGAGUUCCAUGACGAACCAAGAUGAUGAAGAGGAAGAGGAUGGUGAAGAUGAUGAGAAGGAUGGCGAAGAGAAUGGCGAAGAAGAUAAACGACAAGUAAGGAAGGAUACAAAACCGCGGAUGGUGUCUCCUGAACCGUCUUCUCAUUUUCAGUCGUCGUCGUCCAUGGUGAAAUCUAAGAACAGGGGCUCUUGGUGUCUCACAGAUGGGUUACUUUAUCUGGGUGGAGCUUUCUUAGCCCUUUUUCUGGUUUGGUGUUUCUGGUCGUUUUUCAUUCCAGGGUCGGAUUUUGCGCAGGCGGUUGCUGGUUCGAAAACGUGCGCCGAUUCUGGGUUGGGGGUUAAUCUGGGGUACGACCCGAAGGCGACCACUUUCUAUGAUGAUCCGGAGAUUAGCUAUUCUAUUGAGAAGCCGGUGAAGGGAUGGGACGAGGAGCGGAAACAGUGGCUGAAGCAUCACCCUUCAUUUGCUGCCGGAGCGCGGGAGAGGAUCGUCCUCGUAACAGGAUCGCAGGCAAAACCCUGUAAGAAUCCCAUAGGCGACCAUUUGCUGUUGAGGUUUUUUAAGAACAAAGUCGACUAUUGCAGAAUCCAUGGUUACGAUAUUUUCUACAACAAUCUGUUGUUGCACUCGAAAAUGAACUCGUAUUGGGCAAAACUGCCUGUGGUGAAGGCAGCAAUGCUGGCUCACCCGGAGGCCGAGUGGAUCUGGUGGGUGGACUCGGAUGCGGCGUUCACAGACAUGGAGUUCAAGCUGCCAUUAGAGAGGUACAAGAACCACAAUCUGGUGGUUCACGGCUGGCCCCAUUUGAUUUACAAAGAUAAGAGCUGGACCAGCCUCAACGCUGGGGUUUUCUUAAUUCGGAACUGCCAGUGGUCCAUGGAUUUGAUAGAUGUUUGGGCAAACAUGGGUCCAAUGAGCCCGGAGUUCAAGAAAUGGGGUCGGAUUCAGAGAUCGACGUUGAAGGACAAGCUCUUCCCGGAGUCAGACGAUCAAGCGGCUCUGAUUUACCUUCUCUACAAACACAGAGAUAAGUACUACGACCAUAUAUUUUUAGAGGGGGAAUUUUAUUUUCAAGGUUAUUGGGUCGAUAUCAUUUCCGAGGGCGGAUACGAAAACACCACGGAGAGGUAUUUGGAGAUAGAGAGGGGAGUGCCCAAGUUAAGGCGGCGGCACGCCGAGAAGGUGAGCGAGCAAUACGCGGCGUUUAGGGAGGAGUACUUGAAGGAGGCGGGGAACGGGAGAGGAAGUUGGAGGCGGCCGUUCAUCACCCACUUCACUGGGUGUCAGCCGUGCAGCGGGGACCAUAAUCAGAAAUACAACGGCGAGUCUUGCUGGAACGGGAUGAUCAAGGCGCUGAAUUUCGCCGAUAAUCAAGUCCUCCGGAAGUAUGGGUUCGUGCAUCCUGAUCUUGGGGAUUCGUCGUCGGUGACAGAGGUGCCCUUUGAUUAUCCUGCCGAUGAGGGCCCAUGGUAGAGGAAAAUAAAACAAAGAAGAAAACAAAAGAAGAGAGGCCUACAGUGAUUCAAUGCAUCCAAUUCCAAUUCAGCAUGAUAUCACCUCUGAGCAUCAUUUUUCUAUGUGGAAUGCUCUUGGAAUGGCUGCAUUUGCUUAGUUGCAUCCAACACUUCAGAAAGUUUCCAGUUAGAUAGUAAGUUAGAGACUUUAUAGCCCCAUCCUGCCGAUAUCAGCCUUGUUUUCCAGGGUGUUUUUUGGAGCCAAAUUCAAACGUCUCAGAUGUAUAGAAGUGCUAGGAGUUUGUCUCUGUUCCUGGUAUGAUUAUCUUUAUAAGAUACUCAUCAUAACAUGAUAAUUUGGUCAAGGGCGCAUCAUCAGCCUUGUCAACUUUAAAAUAAGCUCUUUUGCUGCAUCAUUGAUCAUGCAAUGAUUUCAUCUCUAUCACUUUCAUUGUUUAAUAGAAAGAUACUUACACAAAGUGUUUAGAGAGUGUUUAUUAAAAUACCCUAUAAUAU